Molecule: messenger RNA, 2127 nt
Organism: Colletotrichum acutatum
Lineage: Eukaryota; Fungi; Ascomycota; Sordariomycetes; Glomerellales; Glomerellaceae
Product: major facilitator superfamily domain-containing protein
Exons: 10
Coding region: 427-1821 (464 amino acids)
Biological process (GO): transmembrane transport
Molecular function (GO): transmembrane transporter activity
Source: RefSeq, a predicted model, not a curated record
UGUGGGUUUCGAAAUUUUGCAACAACCCUUUCUAUCCCUCGCCUUAACUCUCAAAGUCUCUGGAUUUUACCUCGGAGGCAUCAGUGGCAUAGUUGAGCCAAGGAUACCAACGUCUCAUUGCGACAGCCGAGAAUCCUUCGCGUGUCUUUGCACUCGAUGUGGAGACAUAUCAAGCACGCCAUGAUAACUCAGAUCGCGACACACUGAGCCACCGCUAUCGGGGAAACAGUACCAGGAUGUUGAAGAUAUUUCAACUUAAUCUUUAUGCUUUUGAAAGUGCGUAGUCUUCACGUUGUAUUACGAGCCUAGAUUAUCGUGCAACCUGGCGAUCACAAAGGAGCUUCUCAAGCUAACUGUGACCUGUCUCGCGAUACCCUGUGUUGACAAACAUACAUCUCUCCAGCGACCGAAGACAGUCCUUAUAACAUGGCUGCUCCAAAGUCUCAACCCAUAGAGGCACACUCGACAAUUGGCGAGGAUGUAGUACUGGAGUUGGGAGCGCAUGGCAUCGGCAAACGGACAUGGUACCGAACUGUCUUUUUUCAGGCCACUGUCAUUGGCCUUUGCGCAUUCUUCGCCCCGGGCCUUUACAAUGCUAUGCAGUCAACGGGUGCAGGUGGUCAACAAACUCCUUACCUCGUCAUGUCCGCAAAUGCCGUCUUAGGAGUCAUGAUGGUUGUGACGUGUUCCAUGGGAAGUGUGGUUGCCAACAGGAUCGGCCUCAAAAACGCCUUGAUCUUUGGCACGACGGGAUAUGCCCUAUACUCAGCGUCGCUGUAUACAAACAACCGCUACGGCAAUGAGUGGUUUGUUUACGUUGGCUCUGCUGCUUGUGGAAUCACUGCCGGUGUCUUCUGGGCUGCAGAAGGCGCGAUCAUGAUCAGUUACCCGGAAGACCAGAAACGAGGAAGAUAUCUGGCCUAUUGGCUGGCGUAUAGAAACGGCGGAUCUAUCGUUGGAGGUGCCAUCAACCUUGCAUUCAACGCGACCGGUAAGACAACAGGAAAGCUAGAUUACAGGACCUACAUCGUCUUUGUGGCUUUGCAAUGUCUUGGGCCCUUUGUCGCAAUGCUUCUGUCUCCUCCCGAGAAGGUGCAACGCCAAGAUGGAAGAAAAGUAAAAAAGGCUGAGCGGAUUCCCACAGUUUCAGAGCUCAAAGCUGUUGCGAAGAUUCUCGUUCGUAAAGAUUUCUUGUUGGUGUUUCCCUUCUUCUUUUAUGCCACAUUCCUACUAUCGUAUGCGGGAUCCUACCUGUCACUUUACUUCUCCGUUCGCUCCCGUGCUUUGGCAUCCCUAGUCUCUGCACUGGCCCAGAUCACUGCGAACUUCAUAUUCGGCAACUUUCUGGACUGGAAGCGAUUCACUAUCAAUCAGCGGGCCCGGUUCGCUUAUUUCGGCACCAUGGCACUAUUUGGGGGAACAUGGGUUUGGGCAGUUGUCAUUCAGCGAGAAUACGGGUUGAAAGCUCCUGCGCUAGAUUGGGUCGACAGAGGUUUCGGCCGUGGAUGGGCGCUUUACAUCCUGUUGCAGGUUAACUUCGCAUUGGCAUACAACUAUGGUUACUGGCUUGCUGGCUACAUGGCGCGUGAUAACGCUGAGAUCAUCCGAUUUACAUCAACGGUUCGAGCCGUUGAAGCGGCUGGAGGCGCGGUGGCGUCAGGUAUUAGCUCUACGCAUGCUCCUCUCAUUGCCGCCGCCAGCGUUAAUUUCGGUCUAUGGGGUUUAGCACUUGUCCCAACGUAUUUUGCCGUUCGAUCGAUCAACGCGAAGCCGCUGGAGGAUGUUGCGGAGGAAGAGUCGAGCAAAAGCGUUUCUCUUUGAAGAUUUUGAGACAUAAUCAUGUUCAAGAGCAAUAGCCCUUGUAUAUUUGUGUUGUGAUGCUCACAGAGAAGCUGUCAACUUGAACUUUGAUACAAGUUCAAAUUCCCAAAUCUUUUUCCAAUUAAGAUAGAAGUAAAGUUCUCGGUUUCAGGCAGCCAAGAGCACCUUUCUCGCUUCGACUGCAAUUUGUGAUGUCAUUUGCGAUUUAGAGGCGUUUCGCUACCCAGCUGACAAAAUCUCCCAUGGCCAGCCACGCCGACUUCGCAGGAGUUCUCGGGUGUAAUGCGGCCAUGAUGAUUCCCGCCA